CGCUUCCCGCGGCCCCGGCGGCGCUCCCUGCGCGCCCCGCGCGGCCGCGGCAUGGCGAGUUACAGCCGCGCGGCCCAGCAAUGGGCUACUUUUGGUAGAGCCUGGUACCUCCUCGAUGCGAAGAUGCAGCCCCCAGGAAAAAUAGCAGCUGCCACUGUAAUCAGACUCGAAGGCAGACAUAAACCUAUUUAUCAUGCACUAAAUGACUGUGGAGAUCACGUUGUCAUAAUAAAUACAAGACAUAUUGCCUUCUCUGGUAACAAGUGGGAACAGAAAGUAUAUUCUUCACAUACUGGUUAUCCUGGUGGUUUCAAGCAGGUGACAGCAACUCAACUCCAUUUGAAGGAUCCAACUGCUAUUGUUAAACUGGCUGUUUAUAGAAUGCUUCCAAAAAACCUUCAGAGAAGAACUCUGAUGCAGAGGCUACACCUGUUCCCUGAAGAUGUUAUUCCAGAAGAUAUAGAGAAGAACCUUCUACAAGAGAUUCCUCAGCCACGUGCAGUCCCCAAGAGAUUAGAUGAAUAUACACCAGAAGAAAUUGCCGCCUUUCCGAAGGUUUGGACUCCACCUAAAGAUUUUCGAAGGAAGUAAUAAGAAUGAAAGAAGUGCCAUCAGGAGUGUCUCUUCUCCUUCAAAGAAAAUUCUUCUAAUAUGGAAGCAUCUGUGCAGCUCAGUCAGCCCUUCUAUACUGAAUGUUUCUGACAGCUGUUAGCAGAUUUGACUUGGUAAGAUUAUAGAAAUCACUGUAUUUGAAACACCUUCUCAAUGCCAUCUGUACUCUGCAUUGUAUGAUCUGGUAUUUUUUCAUGACAUUUGAUUUGAUACUGUUAUUAAAGAAUUAAUACCUUUGUAAUGAG
Serinus canaria (Common canary) is the source of this 857-nucleotide messenger RNA. It is a transcript of the gene MRPL13, whose product is annotated as mitochondrial ribosomal protein L13. The record is from RefSeq and is a predicted model, not a curated record. Lineage: Eukaryota; Metazoa; Chordata; Aves; Passeriformes; Fringillidae. Bases 52 to 591 code for a protein of 179 amino acids. The transcript is spliced from 7 exons. Gene Ontology annotation, molecular function: mRNA binding; structural constituent of ribosome. Gene Ontology annotation, biological process: negative regulation of translation; translation. Gene Ontology annotation, cellular component: ribosome; mitochondrial large ribosomal subunit.